Messenger RNA from Fonsecaea nubica, 591 nucleotides. RefSeq lists its product as hypothetical. Bases 1 to 591 code for a protein of 196 amino acids. The transcript is spliced from 3 exons. The record is from RefSeq and is a predicted model, not a curated record. Lineage: Eukaryota; Fungi; Ascomycota; Eurotiomycetes; Chaetothyriales; Herpotrichiellaceae.
AUGCGCUUCUUCACCGCCUUGACCACCUUCGGGCUUCUCGCCUUUGCUACAGCUCAAAAUGCAACCGCGACGGAUGAGUCGACGAUAACCAGCGCUGCCUCGUCGACUGGAGCAUCCUCCGCCGCUGCCACGGCCUCCCUGAGUCCUCAAGUCAAGUGUCUCCAGUCCUGCGGUUCCGCGGACGUGUGUUGCCAGGCGAAAUGUGUCGGUGUCCCAUGCCCAUCUCAACUCCAGGCCAAUGCGACCACGGAAUGCGCUGCCGAAUGCCCUCAAGGCAACGGCACCGCCAGCGAGACUGAACAAUACGCCUCCUGCCAGGCGUCUUGCAUCAGCUCUUACUUCCUGACUGCCUCUUCCACCGCUGCUCCCACCGGCACCCAAACAGCAAGCAGCUCCUCGGGCACUUUUGCUUUCGGAGAUGGUACCACGACGACUGACGGGUCAGCAUCGGCAACAGGAAGCAGUUCUGCCACUGGUGCGUCGGCUUCAGCUUCGGAGACCGGGUCUUCUGGAAAUGGUGCCAACAACCUCCAUGUCGGUAGUGUGGGACUCGGUUUCCUGGGUCUUGUCAUGGCUGGUUUGGCUCUGUAG